AUGGGUCUGACCAAAGAGUUUUUACGCUAUGCGCCAGAUGGAAUGUGCAACAUCGUUGCAUCGACCUGGUCGAACUUCACAAUUGUUAACAAGCCAAGCCAGAAGGGACCUCUCUGUGCUGUCGGGGCAUGUGAAAAUGUUGUUGUCUGGGAUAUGAGAAAGGGUGAAAAGCACUCCACACUGCUCAGUGAAGACAAGCACCAGGUGACAUACGUGGCCAGCAGUCCAGAUAACCACUACCUCGCUGCUGGCUAUGCAAAUGGUUCUGUCAGGAUUUUUGAUUUGGUUACAACUGAAUGCAUCGUUACAUUCAACGGCCAUAAAAAACCAGUUUCUUGUUUGAACUUCGAUGGAGACAGCCUUCAGCUAGCAAGUGGUGGCAUGGACACAGAUGUUGUCCUGUGGGAUGUUGUCGAUGAGUCAGGGAUGUUUCGAUUGAAAGGACACACAGGGGUCAUCACUCAGGUCAGGUUCUUCCAAAAUAAAGGCAUUCUCAUCACCAGUUCAAAAGAUAGGCAGAUAAAAUUUUGGGACCUGCAGACUCAACAUUGUUUCAAAACCAUCAUGGAAAAUGAUGAGGAGAUAUACGACUUCAUCCUGCUUACGAACGCCUCCCUGAUGGUGACGGGCAUAAAAAACAGUCACCUGUCUGUCUGGAGCCUCACGUUCAAGAUGUCCGAGGCUACAGCUGCUGGUGCGGAUGCUGCGAAACCUCGUAGCAAGCUUUCCAGAGUUGACCAUGCUGAUGUCGGAGAAGCAAGAAUGGGCAAUGAUGAUGAAGAUGUCUGCAUGGACAACAUUGUGCUGGUGAAGUUGGGCGAGAUCAAGAGAGUGGGCAAAGGUCGCUUGGUUUCCAUGUGUGUUUAUGCUGACAUGUACUUUGGUUGCCAUGGAACUUAUUCAGAGGUGGAAUUGUUCAAAAUCUGCACAGAUGAAGAGAGGGAAAAGCAUAGAAAGAAGAGAGAGAAGAAGAGGAGAUUGAAACUGCAAUCUCACGACCCAUCAGUCAGUGACGCUCAGCCACCAGAUGAUGGGAGCUUCGACUUUGAUACAUUGUACAAAAGAGUUGGGUACUACAAACUUCAAAAUCCAAUAAGGACCUUCCAAUUUUUUGAAAUUAAUGGUACCAACGCAAAAAUCAUGGUCAUGUACCGCAAUAAUUCAUUCGCCAAGUUUGACCUUGACAUUUCAACAUCAUCGAAAGUUGGUGCCGCAUCAACAUCAACAGCAGACCAAAUCCCUUCAUCACAUUGUCUCAUAGGUUACGGUCACUACAAGGAGCCAAGAUGCUUGGCAUUCAGUUCUGAUAACUUCUCUUUCUUAUCAGCUUCUGUUGAUGCUAUUAAAGUUUGGAAUAGAUCAAGUUUGCAAUGCUUUCGAACCAUCCCCUGCUCAGACGUCACCUGCUGCAUGUUUGCGCUCGAGGACAGGCAGGCCAUUGUCGGCAAGAAGACGGGAGAGCUCGAGAUGUACGAAAUCUCUUCCAAUCAGUUGGUCGAACAAACCAGAGAACACACUGGCUGCAUCAAUGCCAUGUCUCUGGCACCUAACAAGUUGGGCUUCAUAACUGGCGCCACUGACAGGCAAGUUAUCUUCUGGGAGUUUGAAUUCAACAAUGAAUCGAAACAGGACCAACAGUCAAGCAAAGCACUUACUGUAGCUGCAAAGAGGAAGUUGCAGACCGUUGAUGAAGUGCUGUGCCUCAAGUACAGUUCUGACCAGAAAUACAUUGCUGUCGGCUGUCUGAAUAUGAAGGCCUACAUCUACUUCACUGAUUCCUUGAAGAUGCUACACACGUUGUACUCUCACAACAUGCCUGUAACUUGUAUCGACAUGUCGACCGACACGCACUUCAUCGCCACUGGGUCCUCUGAUAAGGACGUCAAACUUUGGAGCAUGGACUUUGGUGAGUGUAGGAAGAUUAUCAAGGUGGCCCAUGACGACAAAAUCACGUGUCUGCAGUUUGUGCCGAAGACUCAUCUCUUCUUUACCUGCAGUGUUGACAUGAAAGUCAAAAAGUGGGAUGCUGAUUCCUUCCAGCUCGUCAUGACACUUGAGGGUCACCAGGCUGCUGUCCACCACUUAUCAAUCAGUCCCAAUGGUAAGUAUGUGGUCAGUGCAUCUGCAGACAUGUCCAUCCGGCUGUGGCACAAAACUGAAGAAAUACUUAUUCUUGAUGAGGAAAAGGAAAUGGUCAGAGAGAAGGAAGAGGAGGAGGCUAUGAGGGAAAAUAUUCAGGUGCCAGGCGAAUCUGUUGAUGAAGUUGGCAUUUCUGGCAAGAAAACUUUCCACACCCUAUCUGCUACAGAAAAGUUAUGUGAAGCUCUUGACUUGUAUAAGGAAGAAAAAAAGAAAAUUUUAGAUUAUGAGAGUCUUUGUAAGCAGUCAGGCAAAAAGAUAAAGCCACCAGCAGUUCACCUACUCUUCCAAGCCUUCAAAGUUACAGUACCUGAAGAUUAUCUACUUGAAGUCAUCAAGAAAAUCAAGUCAAAUGACGUUGAAGAGUGCCUGUUGAUCACACCAUUCUCCUACAUCAUGCAGCUGGUUCCACUACUCGCUGACUUCCUCAAUAAAGGUCGUGAAGUUGAGCUCGUUUCAAGAUGUCUCUUCUUCAUUCUAAGGAUACACGCGGGUCAGAUCGUCAGUAACCAGUUGUUUUCUUCUGUUCUGGAGAACGUCAAUGAAGAAUCCCUCGUUCACAUUAAGCUAAUUAAGGACAUGUUGGGCUACAAUUUGAUGGGAUUAAAGUUUUUGCAGCAAAAAUUAGAAGAAGGCAAUUCGUUGAGUAUUUUUGCUGAGGCUGUCCAACAAAAUAAACAAAAGAAGAGAAGGAGAAAGAAGGCUCUCUUGGUUGUUAAAUCGUAA
Helobdella robusta is the source of this 2865-nucleotide messenger RNA. RefSeq lists its product as hypothetical. The transcript has 25 exons. Lineage: Eukaryota; Metazoa; Annelida; Clitellata; Rhynchobdellida; Glossiphoniidae. The record is from RefSeq and is a predicted model, not a curated record. Gene Ontology annotation, molecular function: protein binding; snoRNA binding. Gene Ontology annotation, biological process: maturation of SSU-rRNA. Gene Ontology annotation, cellular component: Pwp2p-containing subcomplex of 90S preribosome; small-subunit processome. The coding region runs from base 1 to 2865 and encodes 954 amino acids.